Messenger RNA from Rhagoletis pomonella (apple maggot), 624 nucleotides. RefSeq lists its product as uncharacterized. Gene Ontology annotation, biological process: lipid metabolic process. The transcript has 3 exons. Lineage: Eukaryota; Metazoa; Arthropoda; Insecta; Diptera; Tephritidae. Gene Ontology annotation, molecular function: phosphoric diester hydrolase activity. The record is from RefSeq and is a predicted model, not a curated record. The annotation marks the transcript as partial.
GCUUCUACAAGCAUCCUGAACGCCAUAGCAGUCUACUGCAUCUUUUACACGAAGAGGUUGGUGACAUUGUCUACAUAAGAAAUACAAGCGCCAGCGAAGGAAUGAAGCAAUGCUUUGAGCUGACUAUCGAUGAAAUUAGAAAGAAUAAUAAAUACCUUAUAAUUCUGUAUCCUGUACAGGAAUUGCCAUAUCCCGAAAGUGAAUCGAAAAUAUUAUGCCCCAAUUGGAAACGUUUCUCCACUGCUUUUAUGAACACCUCAGAAGUGUUGGACUACAUGCGUUUGUUGUUUAGCAAAAAGGAUACAUCACCGGUACAAAAUGAAGGUUGGGUAUUUCAGGCGACACGCAGCAUGGAACAGUCAUUGAAUAACAAAAAACUGGAGACUGCCAAAGAGCGUGCUGGCAUUUUGAAUCCGAAAGUCACUAGCUGGCUAAAAGGUCCUUGGAGUUUAACUGCAAAUGUUGUAGCGCUCGAUUAUUUUAGCAAUACGAAUAUCAUCGAUGUCGCCAUUUAUGCUAACAUGCAUAAAGCUUUCAAUAUGGCUAAUAAGAACUUUGUGAAUUUUGAAAUUUUAAGUAAUUAGCGUAAGCAAUAAUUUUUUAGUUUAGUAAUUGUGUAAAUUA